Molecule: messenger RNA, 13337 nt
Organism: Eupeodes corollae
Lineage: Eukaryota; Metazoa; Arthropoda; Insecta; Diptera; Syrphidae
Product: MATH and LRR domain-containing protein PFE0570w
Exons: 5
Coding region: 399-13187 (4262 amino acids)
Biological process (GO): establishment of meiotic spindle localization; spindle organization; mitotic cell cycle
Cellular component (GO): spindle pole
Molecular function (GO): protein binding
Source: RefSeq, a predicted model, not a curated record
AUCUGACCUGUCCUGAAGCUUGCUGUCGCACAAGAGACAUGCGAUGGCCAGUGUGUCAAUUGUCUGUGGCCACUUUAGGAUGACCUUCAUUGUCGUUCUGUUCCGGUAAUUGCCCGUUCAAUUACCUUCCUUCAUGCUCAUAUGAAGGUACUCGCGUAGAGCUUGUGCGAGUAAGGGUUGUAAGGUUGAAGCUGAAGCAUAAAUAGGUCGUCCGUCUACAAUGCGGUGGGUUAUGUUUGUUAUGGCCGCGGUAUCCAGUGGUAACAAAUGCAAACUCCUUAUACAAUUCGGUAUUUUCGCCAACACCAUUUCAGUAUUGAUCCAACUUUUCGUGAAAACGGUCCUCGCAGGUGGAAUUAUCGUAAAAUAUUGAAAUAAAAUAAGUUAAAUAAAUAAAAAUGCCUCUGUUAACGCCCCAUGUCCCGAAUGGACUCAUAGACCUUAUGAAGGAUCUCGCCAAGGAGGUCCUUCGAGAUAAGCCCGAAAACAUCUACGAAUUCGCUGUGAUUCACUUCGAGAAACUGAUUUUGGAACGAGAUGGCUCUCUGGAUAAAGGCUACGAAGAGUUUUCGGCCUUCGAAGCAUAUUUUGAUGGACAGCAACGUUUUGCUGUGCCAUCAAACUGCGGAUACAUAUGCCAGAGGCCAAUCAAAGUCCAAGCUAUUCCUCAGUCGAGAAAAUCAAAGUCCGACAUAAUGGCAAGCUUCCAGGCAAUGGAAUCGAUUAAUGAAGAAGAUGUGUUGGCACCAGUAUCAGCGCCAGUACCAGCACCAGCAGCAGCAGAAGAACCAAGCCCUUAUGACGAUGAGAAGUACCAAAAUGCAAUCUAUGUCAUUCAAAGGUACUUCCGAAGGUAUGUGGCUCGUAAGAAAAAUCCUCCCAACACCAUCACCACCAACAACAGCAUUGAAAGUACGAAGAGCCUUACAGCAUUCACUGCGGCCAUAAUUAUCCAAAGGACAAUGCAAAGACUUUUUUCAAAUAAAAUAAAACUAAAAAAGGAUAAGGCAAAAGAAAUGGAAAGGAAGGACUCAGGUCCUUGUGUAGCAAAUGCCGCUACCCCAGCCGUUGCCGUCAAACUUGUCCAGGACGAUAUGGAUAAUGUAUCGGAGGCGGCAUCUUACACAUCAUCGUCUACGAUACAAAUGCUGGCCGACGGCCAAGAAGGAAGAGAAAAUCGAUUGGCAUCGGGACAAAGACAACAUCAACAACGUGAGGAGGGUUCAGAUGGCUAUGGUGAUGUCGACGGUGACGCUGAUGACGAUGACGAUGGCGAAGUUGAUGGUAAUGGCGAUGGUGUUGUUGGUGGCGCCGCAGACUUUAGUUCAAUGGAGUUCAAGGAACCAACGCAGCAGGAGGAAGGACCACCAUCGUCAUCGUCACCAACAACAGAAACAACAACGGCCACAUCGACUUCAGCCACAAUGGUGGUAGCUGACGAUGAUGAGGAGCAUUCGAAGCCCGUGGUAGCGGCAGCAGAAGCGGUAGCGGCAACGCUAACGGAAAUGGAUAGAAAAUCGAUAGCUGAUGAAAAUGGAAAUGCCACGUCCAUUCCUGAAGAAAAGCCCAUCCAGCCAUUAUCUGCAUCAACUACUGAUGAUACUAGUACUGCACAUAACAUUGGCAUAUUAUCAACCAAAAUUGGCAGCAAUUACAACCCCCAAAAUUUAACCAACAAAAACAAUCAAACUGCAAUUGAUAGAAAUAGAAGAGCAAGAGAAAGAGAACCAUCACAGAUCAAAGCGAGCCAACUUAACAUAGUUCCGGCUGGUUUAAGUGUGCCCUUGAACUAUUAUCCAAAAUCAAUGCUUGGAGCAACUCCAGAUCCACAAACUCUGCCAGACACAGCCCCUAAUCCUCAUUUAAAAGAAUCUCAAGAAACUUUUCAAGUGGGACAUCACCUUGGAGAAUAUGCAAAUGAAAAUACCAAGAACAAUGAUGCGUCAUCUUACUAUCAGGGUGAUAGCCGAAUUAGAAAAUUUGAUUCCGAUAGUGGAGAGUCCUUGAAAAUCUACGAUGUAUACUAUCAGGAUAUGAAUGACCAGGAAUUCUCGGAUAGUUUAAAUGAAAGCACAAUGGAAAAGGACUCACUUGAACCCGAAGAGCUAGAUGUCGAUUCAUUGGAAUCAAAUGAGAAUGUGGUCCAUCAUGUGAGUGAUAUUUUUAAGAGGGAUGCACGGCAGGAUGAUGGUAGUUUGUAUGGGGACAAGAAUGACGAUGAGGAGGGUGGAGCCGAUGAUGGGGAAACGACGAAGAGCAACGACGAGGAUGUGCAGAAAUUUGUUGAGAUUGAGAGAGUUCCAACAUAUUUGUAUGGUAUUCAUCCAGCACGCACACCUGUAGUUGAGCGGCGAAAUAGAAAUAGGCACUCUGAAGAGGGUCAAAAAGUACCUGAUGACAAGAAGUAUUUAGAAGCAGCAGCAGUAAUAGCAGCUGGUAGUAGUGAAGUGGAUGCUAGAAGUCCAGAAGAGAAAUCCGAAGAGGAAUCGUUGGAAUCAAAAGGAAGCACUUCGGAGGAGUCAAGUGUGACACAAAUUGAAAAUAAGACCAGCAGAUUUAAUGUACAACCUGACAAAGAUGAAGAAACACCAAUAAAAUGUCCAGUACCUAUGCAAAAAUUGUCAAACGAUGACCACUCAAAUUCUUUGAUAGUCGAAGGACAAAAUGAUACGAAUCAGAAAGAAAAUAGUUUAAAAACAAAAGGAUCCAGUCAAAAUGCCACCGAAAAUCCUAAAUCCAAUGACUCUCAAUUAAGCGCUGAAAGUCUUAAGGACUCUGGUGAAGAUUCAACAGUUCAAAAUAACACAAAUUUGUCAGACAACGGAAAAGAAGUUAAAGAUUCAAAAGAAAGUUCAAAGCAGUUUGAAGACUAUAAGGGUAAGGAUGAAAAAAGAGUAAGUCUCGAAAUGGAUGCUUUGAUAAGCAAUGAUCUGGUAAAGUCAAAUUCAAAAGGAAACAUACCACUUUCUUCAGUGAAGACAGCGUCAGAAAAACUUAUCAAUUCUGAAAGAGGAGUUCAACCUCAAAAAACUGGAGAUAACACUUUUCAAAUAGAAGCAACAACAUUUUUAGAUCAAGAAAAUCUUAGUUCGAAAUCGACUUCAACGGGUAAGAACCUUACAGAAGAAAAUGUACAAGCGGAGAAUAAAAAUGAUUCAAAGUCUUCGAAUCUCAAUCAAACCAAUAGUGAUGUGAACAAAUCUGAAGGUACAUUAAACAAAGUUCCCUUGAAAAUUGAAGAUGACAAUACUUUAAACAUGCCAAAUACUUUUAACGACCAAGUAUUGGAGCAAACCUUAAGUGAACAAAAUGUUUUGCACAAGGAUUCUCAUUUAUCAGUUGAUAGCACUAAAACAAUUGAUUUGAUUGAGAAGAAGAAAGAUGCUGUACAACAAGAACAGCAGAUAGUUUCAGAUACUUCUGCACUGGUUGAAAAUAAAAUGACAAAAAUGACAAAUAAAAUAAAUGAAUCUGAUAAAAACCUUUAUGGAACUAAAGAAGAGCCUGUUUCUAACUUAAGCAAAGAUAAUUUGGAAAACAUUUCAAAAAUUCCUGAAGAUCCCAAACCCAAUCCAGAUUUAAAGUUAGAAAUAAGUGAAAUUGAUCAGAACAAGAUUUUGAAUCAUGAUCAAGAAAUUGAGUCACAAUUGCAAGAACUUCAAAACUUAAAUGACCUUCAACAAGGUUCGAACACUGCAGACACUUCAUCAGAGUCUUAUUCAAGAAAUAAAAGAUCUGUGAAUGCAGAAAAUGAGAAGAUUUCCCAUCACGAUGAUAAUAAUAAUUUAGAAGACCACACAAAUAGUUCCAUCAAAUUGGAAGAAGAUAUCAAGAAAUCCAAGAAAGAAGACGAUGAUGAAUUACAAAAACCAUCAAUAAACAACGAAGCGCUCAAAAGUGAUGUAGCCGAAACAAUACCUUCUUAUAAAGAUGCAGAAGACGAAAAUUCGCUAAGAAAUACUUCAGGAAAAAUAAACAAAGAAAUGAAUAAUCCAAAAGAAGACAUUUUGCUAACAGAAAAUCUUCGUUUGAAAUAUGAAGAUACUUCUUCAGAAAAUGUUCAACAAGAAAGUUCUUAUUUGGAUAACAAGAGUGAGGACGUAAAAGAUGAAAAUUUAAUUAAAGAAAAAUCAAUUUCCCAUGAAGAGAAAGAAGUGGAAAUAACGCCAAGUAGAUCUAAAAUUUGUAAUGACACAGUAGUCGAUGACCAGGUUUCUAAAGACGUCACUAAACUGGAAACAUUUAAAAAUACAUCGAGUGAAGAUACUAAAGAAAAUAACGAUAGUAAAAUAGAUAAAGAAAAAUUCUCCGCAGAAAUAAAAGAUGAUUUGAACUUAGUCCAUAAAGAAGCUGAAGUCUUGAAAGAAUCCCUAGAUCAAACGAUUUCUUACGGGCAUAAAGAGGCCGCAGUCUUGAAUAAACUUAAAACAAAUAUAGAAAAAUCUUCCGAAGAAACAAAAGAUGAUUUGAAUUUAGUCCAUAAAGAAGCUGAAGUCUUGAAUGAACCUCUAGAGCAAUCGAUUUGUAACGAAAAGCCCCAAAACAAAAUUUCAAAUCAUGAUCAGAACAUCACUCUAGAAGAAGUUAACGUUAUUAAUACGAAAGAAACGAAUUUGAAGCAAAACAAAAUAGAUAAUGAAGAUAAACCCGGACAUGAAAAAACCAAACAGUCUUCGAAUUUAUCAGCCUUACAGCAUAAGACUGCAGAAGAAGUGAUAGACAAUAUUCAGCAAGAAAGUAAUGGAUCAAAUGUAGCACCCGAAGAUAAAAAUGAAAUCAAAAAGUUAAAAGAUAAUGGAGAUCUUGACUCUUCACAAAAUAAAGCUGGCUCAGACAGCCAAAAAGUUAACUUGGACAAAAUGCUUAUUAACAAACUUUCGAAUAAUAAUCUUACAGAAAAUCUGGAGACAGACGAAAAUUCCGCAAUGCAGAAUUUGUCUUCAAAACCCCUAGAGUUCGUUGAAAGUUCAAAUUCCAAAGACAGUAUGGAAACCAAAUUUUGUGAACCAAUUGAAGAAACCAUAGAUAAUGAAUCUAUUUCUCCUGAGUGUGCUGAUUUAAACAAGCUUAAAGAAGCAAAAUCAGAUAGAAACUCUAGCGAUACUACUUCAAGUGAACAUUUUGAUGCAAAAGAAUCUAACAAAAUCUCAAAGAAUGAGAAGCUUGUUGAAGAACUUGCAUCAGAAAACCACCAAGAAUUUCUUCAGCCAAACGAUCAACGACUUUCUUCGGAAAUUGAUUUGAAACCUGAGGGAAAACAAGAAACAGACGAAGUUACUAGAAAAGACCUAGACUACAAGGGUUUAGAGAGUGAGAAGUUUGAAGAACUUUCUUCAAGAAAGAAGGAAACACUUAAAGAGAACAACCCAAAAGAACACGAGGCAAGACUAGACACAGAAUUCAAGACGUUAAAUAAUGAAAAACUGGAAGAGAAUCAAACAAUCGAGCAAACACCUUCUCAAAACAUAAACACUGAAAUAGAACCUAAGGCUUUAAAGGUCGAUAAUAAAGUUGAUGAAGAAGCUGCUCCAAAUAAGAAACUAUCGGUUGAAGAAAACCAGCCAACUAUAGAAGGACUUUCGAUGGAAAAAAUCGCAGAAGGGCAUCUCAAGGAUUAUAAGAACAACAAACUCGAUGAAGAAAUCUCUUCUUCCGAUAAAAAGCCAACAGUUGAGAAAGAUCAGGCAACAUUAGCUGAACUCUCUUCAGAAAUUAAAGAAAACAUCAAAACCACUGAAAAAGAACCAAAAUCAGAAAGUCUCAUUCAAAACAAUAUUGUUUCUUCAAAUGAGAAAAAAUCAAGAUGUGAAGAUCCACUUCCAUUAACUCCAUCAGAUGUCAUUGGCUUUGAUGGUAGUAGUGCCGAAACUUCUGCAGAUUUCUCAAGCAUAGGAAAAGAUUUGGAAUUUUUCGAAGAUACAAUCAAGUAUUUAAAAAAUGCCACCGAGAAUUUAGGAGAAAUGGAAGAUGUGUUUGAAACACAAAAGAAUCCAAUCCAUGAUGUUACAAAAAAUGCUGAUAUCUUCAAUAAUUCCGCAGUGCUGAUUCAAAGUGCUUUUAGAGGAUAUCAGGUUAGAAGACAAUUAAAGAAUAUGGAAAAUAAAGGUCAAAAGAAUAGUGAAGUAGAUAAAACAAAUAUCGAUGCUGAAAAUAAAACCAAUGCAGCAGUAAAGAUUCAAAGCGCUUAUAGAGGUCAUAGAGUUAGGAAAGAAAGAAGGGAAAAAUUAAAUGAGUCAACAAGUGAAGAUCCAACAAAUCUGCCUUCCUUACCUAAGGAAGAUACAAGUUGUACACAAUCUCCAUCGAAGAAUAUGUUGGGAGGUAAUAUAGUUAAGAGUCAGAUUCCGGUCGCUGUAAUUCAUCCAACAAAAUAUUCAAGCUCCACGGAAGAUGAGCACUCCGAAAAAAAUGCAGAAUUAAGAACCGCGAAUCAAAGAUCACCAGUGAAACGGCUUAAAACCAACCAACCAACGUCGGUCAAAACCAUACAAAAAAAUGUGAAAACCUCUCCACAAAAAAAGGUACUACAGAAAAGGUCAAUCGAAGGAAACGACCAAACUUUCAUACGUGAUAGCUUAGGAGAAACUGUUAAACUGGAUCAAACCCAGAUACUGGGCAGUAGAAAACUAGUCUCAGGUAGUAGUAGUUCAAGUGGUUAUGGAAAUAAAUCCAACAAAUUUAAAACCAAAACACCGUCAACGUCAGACUUACUUGAUCGAACGAGAAGGCCAAGAAAUGUUAGUGAUCAAUUUCAAAGGAAAGUCAAAUCAGUUUCUAUAAAUGACAAGACACAAAGUCAAGAAUCUUUUGAUUUAGAAGCAAUUAAAAAGGAACUAUUAUCAACGAAGUUCAAAUCUCCUCCGCAAUCUGGGAGCAAAAAGAAAAAUACAAGAGUUAGAAGUGGAAAAAAGAGAAGUCCGAUCAAACAAUCAAAAGCCACCAAGAUUCCUCAGAAGUCUCCAAGUAAAAUAAUCAAUAGCAAUACACAAACUAAACCAAUUGAAUUGAUAAGUGGUCCCAACAAAGAAUCAGAAGAUCACACCGAUAAUAACAAAAAUGUCGAAGAAAUGGACCUUUCAAAGACGUUCAGUGUAGACCUCGAUCAAAAUUUGGAUUCCGAUGGAAAUAUCGAAAUCAACAAUGCCAAGAAGAAAACAUUAAAUAAAACUUACACAGUCAGAUCUUCACUAAACGAGGUUGAACAUUUUAAUCCACCACCGUUACAAGUUGUUGAAGAAAAAACAGAGGAAGCUUCUGAGGAUCUGUUUGACAGUUUAAAACAGGAAGUGGAGAAAUUAAGGAGCAAUGUCCAAGAAAAAUCCGCUGUGACAAUUCAGAAAACUUUCAGAGGAUUCAGGACACGGAAAAACUUAAACAAGGAUUUGAAGAGUAUUCCGACUUCAAAAAAAGAACAAAUAAGUUCCUCAGAAUAUGAAGAACCAUUAGCCAUAGCAGACAUUUCAAAAGAAGUCGAAAAUAACGAAGAAAAUAUUGUAUCUUCAAAGGCAGAGAAAAAAGAAGACCAAGCAGCUACAACAAUUCAAAAAGCAUACAGAGGCUACAAAACAAGGAAAAACUAUAAACCUUUCAACGAAAGAGGAACCAAACUCGAAACCACUUCAGAUACCAAAGAUACGAAUAAACUUGAGGCUGAAACUGAAAAAGAAGCCACAAAACUUAAUCUAAACAAAUCAGCCGUUACAAUUCAAAAGACGUUCCGAGGUUAUCGGUCAAGAAAAAAACUUAAAACUACAAAAAUAAGUAACGCCGAGAAUAAAGACGAAGAUUUAAAAAAGGAAGAUACAAAUUCAAAGACUCAAACGGGUGCUUCAAAUAACGAUGAAAAGGAUAAAGAAAACUCGGAUGUUUUCGAAAGCCUUCAAGAUAGUAUGAAGCAAUAUAAGAAUUUGGUUCUUGAUAAAUCUGCCACAACUAUUCAGAAACAUUACAGGGGCUACAAAACAAGAAAAAACUACAAAACUUUCAACGAAAGAGGAACCAAACUCGAAAACACUUCAGAUACCAAAGAUACGAAUAAACUUGAGGCUGAACCUGAAAAAGAAGCCAACAGUCCAAUCAAGGGUGAAAAAUCCACGAAUCUUAAUUUAAACAAAUCUGCCGUAACAAUUCAAAAGACGUUCCGAGGUUAUCAAUCAAGAAAACAUCUUAAAGCUACACAAAUAAGUAACGCCGACAAUAAAGAUGAAGAUUUAAUAAAGGAAGAUACAAAUUCAAAGACUGAAACUGAUGCUUCAAACAACAACGAUGAAAAGGAUAAAGAAAACUCAGGUGUUUUCGAAAGCCUUCAAGAUAGUAUGAAGCAAUAUAAGAAUUUGGUUCUUGAUAAAUCUGCCACGACUAUUCAGAAACAUUACAGGGGCUACAAAGUAAGGGAAGACCUUAAAAGAAAAGAUAUAAGAAGUAAAAUAGGAAAAGAUUCUCAAGGUAGUGAACAACAAGAGGAAGAAAAUCAUAUAAACAAUGAAAAAAAAUUGGAAGAACCACAUGAAGUCAGAACAGAACUUAUUGAAGAUACAUUUAAAGAAAAAAGUCAAGCUUCUGAACCUAAUGAAUCGGCAACAAUUAUUCAGAAGAACUUCAGAGGAUACAUGACACGGCAGAAUAUCAAAAAGAAAGACAUUAAUUACCACGACAAACAAAAACAAGGUGCAUUCGAUAGUUUCGAUGUGGAUGCAUUUCAUGAUGAGGCCUUACAAAAAUCCGCAACGACAAUUCAGAAGACAUUUAGGGGCUACAAAACACGAAAAGAUCUUCUAAGCAAGAAAAUUCCAACAGAAAACACCCUGGAAAAUGAUGAAGAAAACCGAAAUACAUUAAAGGAAAAUAUGAUUCAGCAGAAAUCUGAAGACCAUACGGAAGCUGGAAAAUCUGCAGCUAUUACGCAAGUUAUAGCAGAUCAAAAUCUUAUAAAACCAACUGUGAUUGCAAACCUAGAUACGGUUAAAGAAAGCCCAAAUCAUAGCCCAAAAAACCAAGAAGAAGAAUCCUUGAUUUUAAAGAAAAAUGUUGGUACCACGGUGGGUUGUAUAUCAUCAUCGAAAGAUGAGCUGAAAAGAAUGUAUUCUGAGCCCAAUCAACCCAAAGAGGAAACAAAAUCAUCUUCAGCUGGAGCAGUCCUUGAAAAUGCUGCUUCAAUAAUUCAAAAAGCUUAUCGUGACUACAAUGUAAAGAGGAACAACAAUACAAAGAGUUAUUCUAAUGGAACUCAUCGUGAAACAACUCCUAAAGAAGUUCUGGAAAACUCAGAUGAAUCAAGUAUAUUUAUAGGACCAGAUACUUCAUUUGACUUAUCAGAUGUUGACAGUGUCGAAACCAAAAGUGAAAAAGCCUUCAACUAUGAUAAAAUAAAUUCUUCAGAAGCACCUACUCCAACAAACAAUAGUGAAGAUUGUCUAACGUCGACAAUAACUAUCAACAUUCAUUCCGAAGAUAAAAUUGUAGAUAAUGAAUGUGUAAAUACCCCACAGAAGCUCCGACUUAAGAGAAGUAUAAUUGAACCUACAGCUCCGCCAUUAGAUGAAAUUCUUAAGGAUGAAGAACCAGUAGUUAGUCCAAAACUUAAAUGGUUUGUGGGUGAUGAACCUAUAAUUCCGUCCAGUAGCAAUACUUCAAAAUCUUCUUCACCAGUUUCUUCUUCUUCUGUAGAUCCUUUAUUAGUUUCUACUUCUAGUAAAUGUAAUGAUUUGAGUAGCAUUGAUGCAUCUAAUAAUUCAGCUGUAGUUAGUACUAGUAGUUUGUUGCUUACUAAUAAUACUGAGGUACAUGAUAAAAACACUUUAAAUAACAAUUCUGGGAUAGUUUCAGCAAAUGAAGAAGAAGAUUUAAAGAAAGACCAACAAAAUUUGGAGAAAUUAAAUCGAAAUGAAGAAAUUUCGAACAAAUUUGAAGUUGAAGAUGAAACUGCUUCAAAUGUUUCAAGAACCAACGACAAAUUAUCAAAUCAAUCUGAUUCUAAGGAAAAAGAAGCAAAAUCUGAGGAGAAUAAUGAAGACAAACAAGAAGACGACAAGGUAGUUGCCACAGAUUUGUGUAAGAACUGUGCAGAGGGUAUUCAUGAAGGUGGAGUAUGUUCGGAAAAUUUAAUUGAUAUUUCAAAACAUAUUUUAGAGAGUGAUGAUCAAAUCAAACAAUUUGUUUUGAUGGAAGAGUUGAAUAAAACAAAGUCCGCUAGUGAAAUAACUGAACCUUCAGAUAUUUCUUCACAAGCUGUUGAUUCUUCACACGUAACAAUAACUGCUAUUGAUGCCAAAAGUGAAGAAUCUAAGACGACAGAUCCAGCUGGACAAUUGAAUUCUUCAAAUGACUAUCCUGCUAUAUCUCUUAUACCACCAUCAUCAGAAGAUGACACUUCUGGGAGGGAAUCAAGUCUUGAGGUAAAAGCUAAGAAUGUGGGUCAUAAGGUGGAGGAAGAAAAAACUGACGAAGCAAAAGCAAAAGCAGAAACUGAAAGCUUUGAUGUCGGUGAUGUGAAAACUAAGGAUGCUAUUAAUGCUUCAAAAGAAGAUCAAAAUAGAUCUGUAGAAGAAGAACAAGUUCCGGAGAUCGAAAAGACCGACACAAAACUCACUGAAACGAAAAAAUUUUCAAAAGAAAAUGUACUACAAGACAGUGAGAAAUCGGUACUUUCUUCAGUCGAAAUUGAAGGAAAAGACACAAACGUUGAAGAAACCGAAAAAGAAGAUGCCUUUAAAACAAAACCUGGAGAAGAGUUUAAAAUUGUAGAACAUGGAUUUGAAGAUGAUUUUAGUGAUAGUAAAGAUGUCAAAGAAGGUCCUGAACAAAAAGAAUUGGAACUUAAAAAAGAGUCAAUAGAAGAAUCACAAAAAUCGGAUAAAAAUAUUGACAAUGAUGAUGUACAACAAUCUGCAAGUGAAUCACAAAGUAUUGAGAGCAAAGAUAAAUCUUCUCAUGAAUUAAAUGAAGAAAUCGAAAAACCAAAUGAUGAUCAAGAGAAAAGUCUGGACAAUAAAACUGAAAUAAAAGACUUAGAUACGCUUAAAACAGAGAUACUACAAAAUUCUGUUGACGAAGAUACUAAGUUAAAUGACUCUACAUCUUUUGAUAAAACUGACCACACAAAUAUUCCACAGAUUCCUGAGCAAAAUACAAAUAAAGAAAAUACUCAAAAAAGCGAAAUUGAAAUUAAACCAAUAGGAAGUAACGAAGAAGCAAAGUCUGAAUGUCCAAAGGAAGAAGUUGGAGGCAGCACUGUUGGACCUGUCACAAAGGUCUCCACAGAAGAUGUCAAAUCUGCUUCCGUUCUCACGAAAGAAGACACACAACAUGAUCAGCUACAAGAAGAUAUUGAAAUUGCGGCAAAGCUUAUCGAGAGCAGUCUUUCAGAUCCCCAAGCAAAAAUUCUUGAAAAUGAAAAUCAUGACAAACUUGCCGAUAAGACAUUGUCCAAAGAGGAACAGGACGACCCAGAUGCACGAGUCGAAGCAAAAUUAGAAGAAUUAAUUGAAGAAAACAGCAAACCAGCUGAUAUCAGCAAAAACACAGUUGAUCCGAAAGAUCUUCCGACUGAAAAUUCUUCGCAAGAAGUUGUUGAGGAACCAUGUGUGAAAAAAGUCGUUCCUCCAACACCAUACUUAGCCGCUUCAGACCAAGAUGAGUCAGAACUUGAAUCAACAACAACAAAAGCCGAAUCCACUACCACCACACCUGGCUAUGAUGAGACCUCAGAGACUGAUGGCUUAGAUAUACCACCUUCGAAGCCAGAUGCUAUCGAUGUUAUGACCGAAAAACUUCGCGAACCCGAAGAAAUGGUGGCUCGAAUGCGUCAGAGACGUGCUUCGGAGCACAAGAUCUCAAUUGAUAGUAUAACAGAUCAGCAGGCAGUUUUUGAAGAACCAAUUUGUGAACCCAUCAAACCAAUGGAAAAGAUUCAGAAGUCCAGCUCGACAGAAGCCGAAGACGAGUUUGUGUUGCACAAGCUUCAGCGAGGUGAUACUACCCGUGAGAGCAGUGCUCAAAGUGAGUCUGUCGUUUUUGGAGAUUCUACAUCUCAGUUGACCGAAUCUGAAGACACUUUCAACGAGAACUUGGACCUUCAUUCUCUUCAUCGGAUGAAUACAAUUGCAACAAAUCGAAACUCUUUUAAGCCCCCUCAUCUAUUUAAGUCGGUUACCAUCGACGAUACAGUGAAGUAUAUCGAUCCAGAAAAGUCGACCGAAGAAAGUGUAAGCAGUUUCUGCAUGGAUGAUGCCUUAUCAGAAGAUGUCCGCAAAAAGAUGAUGGCCUAUUCUGUUUCGGAAGCUGAUUCGGACUACUACGAUGUGGGAGACCAAACCACUCACCCCCAUGAUGACUUCAAUAUCAGUACGGCUUUGGAUAAUUUUCCAUCAACUGACACCGACACGACGAUUGUCUCGGCGGCAACUAAGAUCCAAGCUGGCGCCCGUGGCUUUCUUACUCGACGGCGCAUACGUCGUGCCAGUAUGGGAACUAAGGCGUCCUUGACCGAAGACCGAAAUGUAUCAUUUGGAAAUGAGGCAAUCGGUGAAUCUCUCGAUCAAUUGGCAGAGGAAGAAGUUGGAAAGCGUCAAUUCAAUCGUCAAAUUGGCGUUAAUUCAUUGCCCUCGGCCUUGGAACAUUCCGAUGAAAUGCUAUCGCCAUCAUCACUCGGCGAAGAUAACCAAAGUGGUAAGCAUUCUUCUUCAAUUAAAAUUGAACCAAAUAGAAUGACCACAUCAUUAGAGACCAAUGACGUCAAUGAAUGGCUAGAGAAGCCAAAAGAUGAUUCAUCCCAAAUUGUAUCUAAUUUAGAGGCCACUGUGGCGCGACGUCUUACUUUGCAGCGUGGCGAUGCUCUGCGAAACGAUUCUACGCCAGACGAUGAAAACGGUGGAGGUGGUGGUAUUGGCAAACAGGUGGAAUCAGCCAAAAAUAGUCCCCCUGCUAUGGGGACUAUGUUGGUUCACGAGAAGACUAUGGUAGAAUCAACAACAACAACGACAACCAGAACAACAACUGAACGGAGGAAUUAUUCUGACGCAGCCUUAACCAACAAGAAGGACAAAAUGAAAUGGUUUGCUCUGCGUCAAAAUUCAAUGCCUGUUCAAAUUGACUCUGAAGUAUUUCGCGUUUUGCCCAAGCACAUGCGGAAGCGGAUCAAGAGCGCCGAAAGCGAGAAACCAAAACGUAUCCGUCUUCCCCGAGACUAAUGGGCGACAUUACAUUGAGAUUUAUCGUACCAUAAAAUUCAUAAAUUUUGUAAACGUUCAAAAACCAAACAAAACAAAUAAACAAAGAAGCAUUUUCAUCGUUUUCUAAACAAACAAAAGGAGAAGAAAAUAGAAUAAGAAAAUAAUUCA